AAUCUAGUAUUAUAAAUAUGAAGUCACUAGGGUCAGUUUUUUCCAGUUUUUUUUUGUUUUUGUGGCAGGCACCAAGCUUCUGAGCAUACACAUAGUCCCAUACUCUGUCAAAGUAUGCUGCAAAUACUUUGCCAUGUUUCAGAUUGUUAUUUUUAAUAUAACGUAGCAGCUACAUUUGUUACUUUUAUUAGAACUAGAAGCUUCUUCCAAAAUAAGAUUUGGAAUGAGAGUUUCUGAAGUUUUCUGUUUCUUCUUGUCUACCCGUCCAAUCUUUCUUCAGGUGAUUACGUUUUAGAAAUUAUCAAAUACUGAAUCAUCCAUACAUUUUUUUUUUCUGUUUAAUGUAGGCUAUCAGCGUCUUGUUAGAGAGUGCUUGGGUCUUCCUUCCUCUUAAUCUUGGGUGUGGGCUGACUCAUCCCUGGAAUUAUGAAAUAUGAUUUUCUUGCUAUUUGUGAUUAGGGUUUUUUCCUAAAUCAAUGUGAGCAGCCUUUGGAACAAACCAUUUUUUGGCAGCUAUUGGAUCAUAUUGGACCCUGCCUCUGAAUUUUGGCAAUAUAUUUGUAAAAAAUGAAUGCUAUAAUUUCCCACUAUUUUGAGGCAGGUAUUACAAAAAUACCUGCAUUACGGGCCCAAAGUAAGAUUAACAAUUUUUUAAAAAGAAAAUGUUUCAAUUCCGUCACCCAGUUUCCCUCCCCCAAUAUUGCCUAUGUGCCUAAUGCAGUUUUACUUACUUUGUUUCAUAGUUUCUUCCUUAAAAAAGUGGAAAGUAUAAUGAGUUGCAUUAAAAUUACAACUGCUUUUUCUAGCUGACUGCCUAAAAACUUUUAGAGAGAAAAAAUAACAAUAAAAACUAGAAUAAUGUGGCUGCAUAAGUGUUCAUGCCAUAUUAUAGAUAGGUAUGUGGCUGUGGUCAAAGUUAACCAGUCACAUUCAAAAUGAUGGUAAAUAGUAAGUCAAUACACCCCUGCCAUCAAUUACAGUGACUGACCAAGCUCAUAUAAAGUUCAAUCGUUUUAGUAGGAUUUUUAUGACAUUUAACUCAGUUGCCCAUUAUAGCAGCAGCCAUGGUUGCAAAGAGCUUACAAAGCAUCAAGGGGAUCUCAUUAGAUGAUAUCAGUCAGGAGAAGGGCACAAAUAUUUUCCAAGGUAUUGGCUACACCAUGGAGCACAAUGAAGACAGUCACUAACAAGUGGAGAAAAUGUAACAUAACAUAGAUGUUACCAAGAACUUAAUGUCCCUCCAAAAUUAUUGACAAAGUAAGAAGAAAACUGGUCCAAAGGGCUGCUAAGAGGACUACAGCAACUUUAAAGGAGAUUGCAGGAAUUUCUGCAAUUUGUGUAAUACAUGUGAAAAUAAUCUCCAGUAUGCUUCCUUUGUCUGGGCUGUGGGUUAGGGUGGCAAAACAGACACUUACAAAGAAAACAUUUAAAUUCAGUUACAUUUUGCAAAACCCUACAUCAAAUUUGACAAAGGCAUGUGAGCAAAAGUGUUAUGAUGAGACAAAGGUUGAAUUUUUUUGGCCAUAAUUCCAAAAAGUAUGACAUAUAAACAACAUUGUGCAAAGUACACCAUACCCACAGUGAUGUAUGAUGGUGGCAACAUUAUGCUUUGCAGCUGCUUUUCUUCACCUGGAACUGGAACUUUAAUCAAGGUGAAGGGAAUUAUGAACAGUUCCAAAUAUCAGUGAAUUUUGGCACAAAACCUUCAGGCCUCUACUAAAAUGCUGAAAAUGAAGAGGAAUUUCACUUUUCAACUCAACACCAACUCAAAGCAUACUAUCAAAUCAAUAAAAGAAUUACUUCAUCAGAAGAAAAUUAAAGUUUUGGAAUAACCCAGCCAGAACUCGGACCUAAAUCCAAUUGAAAAUCAGUGGAGUGAUCUGGAGGGGGCUGUGUACAGGAGAUAUCCUCACAAUUUGACAGAUUUGGAGUCUUUUUCAAGGAAGAGAGAGAUCAUUACAACUGUAAACCUACUGAAGUAAAAUAUGGAAUGGAUCUCGCUGGUGACUGAAUUGAGCCAAACAAACAGUAUUGACAGUAGCUUGAAAAUCACCAGUUAGCAGUUUCUUCACGCUCCAGUACCACACAGCACUUUCCAGAGAGAACUCAUUGUGUGCACAAAAUCAGCUUUUAAAUCUGCUCACUACCUUUCAGCUUUGUCUAAUUAAAAUAGUUUUAAACAGGAACCCUAACUACAAGAGCACUUGGAGAAAAAUGGCAUUGGAAGAAUAUUUGUGGAUGGUCAUUGCAGGUUUUAUCAUUGCUUUUAUCUUGGCAUUUUCAGUUGGAGCAAAUGAUGUUGCCAAUUCUUUUGGUACUGCUGUGGGUUCUGGUGUAGUUACUUUGCGCCAAGCCUGCAUCCUCGCUUCAAUUUUUGAAACUACUGGUUCUGUAUUGCUAGGAGCAAAAGUAGGUGAAACUAUUCGUAAAGGUAUAAUUGAUGUGAACUUGUAUGACAACUCAACAGGUCUACUUAUGGCUGGAGAAGUCAGUGCAAUGGCUGGAUCUGCUGUUUGGCAGCUGAUAGCAUCAUUUUUGAAGCUUCCAAUAUCUGGAACUCAUUGUAUAGUGGGUUCAACCAUUGGUUUCUCAUUAGUUGCAAUUGGCACACAAGGAGUCCAGUGGAUGGAACUUGUCAAGAUUGUUGCUUCCUGGUUUAUCUCCCCACUACUAUCUGGUAUGAUGUCUGGUGCGCUGUUUCUUUUGAUCAGAUUUUUCAUCUUAAAUAAGGAAGAUCCAGUACCAAAUGGUCUCCGUGCUCUUCCAGUAUUCUAUGCUGCUACAAUAACUAUUAAUGUGUUCUCCAUAAUGUAUACAGGUGCUCCAGUCCUUGGAAUUACACUUCCUCUAUGGGCAAUAGCACUGAUAUCAAUUGGUGUGUCAAUUGUAUUUGCUGCCUUAGUAUGGAUAUUUGUAUGUCCAUGGAUGAAAAGAAAAAUAGCAAGUCGUUUAAAGAAGGAAAGUGCACUAUCAAAAAUAUCUGACGAAAGCAUUGACAAAAUUCAAGAAGAGGAUAUGCCUGUCUUUAAAGAACUUCCUGGUGUAAAAGAAAGUGAUGAAAGUACUAUUCCCCUGACUAGCUGUGGAACAGAAGAUGCUGGCGUAUCAGAUAAUAUAGCAAAUGGUAGUCAUCCACGUGUACCAUAUGGAAGGGCAUUUUCAAUGACUCACAGUAUGGUGAAAUCACCUGUCUCCAAUGGUACAUUUAAUUUUGAUGGCCACAUGAAGAGUGACAUCCAUGUGUACCACACCGUGCACAAAGACUCAGGAUUAUACAAAGACUUACUGCACAAAAUACAUCUAGAUAGAGGGAAUGAAGAUAGGCCUUCGCAAGAAAAUAACUAUAAGUUAUUGCGGCGCAACAAUAGCUACACUUGUUACACAGCUGCCAUAUGUGGGAUGCCUGUGCAUUCUUCCUUCAAGGCUGCUGACAUGUCAACUCCAGAAGACAGUGAAAAGCUAGUUACGGACACGGUAUCUUACUCCAAAAAGAGGGUUCGCUAUGACAGCUACUCCAGCUAUUGCAAUGCUGUAGCUGAAGCAGAAAUUGAAGCAGAGGAAGGUGGUGUAGAGAUGAAAUUGGCAUCAGAAUUAGUAGAUCCUAAUAAUCCCAAUGAAGAUACUGCAGAAGAAGAGAGAGAUGAACGGGACACUUCAGAGGUCCAUCUGCUUUUUCACUUCCUCCAAAUCCUGACAGCUUGCUUUGGGUCUUUUGCUCAUGGAGGUAAUGAUGUCAGCAAUGCUAUAGGCCCUUUGGUUGCCCUCUGGCUUAUAUAUGAUCAGGGUGGUGUAAUGCAAGAUUCUCCUACUCCUGUUUGGCUGCUACUGUAUGGAGGCAUUGGCAUCUGUGUAGGACUCUGGGUCUGGGGACGAAGAGUGAUCCAAACAAUGGGAAAAGACCUCACACCUAUCACACCAUCAAGUGGUUUCACUAUUGAGUUGGCUUCGGCGUUCACAGUUGUGAUAGCUUCCAAUGUUGGACUUCCUGUCAGUACUACACACUGCAAGGUUGGUUCUGUGGUAGCUGUUGGUUGGAUACGAUCCAAGAAGGCUGUUGACUGGCAUCUCUUCCGCAAUAUCUUUCUAGCUUGGUUUGUGACUGUUCCUGUAGCUGGCUUAUUCAGUGCUGGCAUUAUGGCAAUCUUAAUGUAUGGAAUAUUACCAUAUGUCUGAUACAUCAUUGUUCUUUCCAGAAAAAAGGGAGUAUCUCUUUUAAGUCUCGUUCUCAGAAUGCAGAACUCCCUGAUCAACUAUACAGUAAGAGAUAGUCUGCAAGUCAUUUAUCCUCAGUAUCUAACAUCUACUGUACAUACUAUGAGUAUCUUUGGUGCCAUUUCUUCUGUACAAUGUGUGUGUGUGUGUGUGUCUAUGUCUGUAUAUAGACACGCACCCAUAUACAUACACGCUUGUAGUUGAUAAUACAACCUUAAGUUAUAAGUGAGAUGAAAAUAAUUGCCUAGAACUUAAUCUAUAGUAAAAUUUGUAUAUAAUGUAUCAUUUAGUGGUGAUUUUUAAACCCAUUAGAGAAGUUGGGACAUUUGUCAAUAUAAUAAUAUAUGAUGAAGCAAAAUGUAAACUGAGUAAGAUUCUUUUUUGAAAAAAAGUUUAAUGAUACUGAAACAAAAUAGUAUGAAAGUACAUUGGUAAAAUGUGGUUCAUAUCAUAUUGUUGUGUAUAAUACUGUAUGCACAUUGAUUUUAUAAAUACUUCUAAAAUGUAGCUUUUUAAUGUUGCAUUUCCCUUAUAUAUUUUGGAUAAGAAAGUUUAGACAGUACCAAAGAAGGGGAAUAGCUUGACAGUAUUAUACUGUUUGUCAGUAUGUGUAUUUGCUAUUGCUCUCCUUCCCGAAAUAUUUUAAUUAGCAUUCUUUUCUACUCAUCAAACACCAGCAAUGCCAAGAUAAUAUUAAUAUUUUCCUGUAAGUAAGAAAGCAUCAUAUUGUUGCAGUUACCUAUUACCCACUUGCAUUUAUUUUUUUAGAAAUCCAACUCUGCUUUUAUAUAUGAUGAGUUCAAAUUUCUUUUAAAAGAUGUUUGCCAUCACUUGUAAGUGAUUCUCAUUCUGGUUCAUUACCAUCAAUCUAAUGAACAAGUUCAGGAAAAGAAAGAUGAAACUGAAAUUCUGCCUUGUUUCUAUGAUUACAUUCAGUAAAUCUUAUCUAUGCAGUGGAAUUGAGCAAUACUGGCAGUGUGCACAGAAGUUGUGACAUUUCAGUAUCUAAAGAAAAAGGGAAUUACUCAAGUAAGACAUGUUUGACUGUUAAAAUUGGCACUGUGGAGAGCUUUUAAUAUCAAUUCUAACUCCAAGAAGCAUUUGGAAGGAUUAGUUCUGAUACUAAAAGUUGGUGAAGUGAAAUCUGCUGCAGUGUCAUUUUUGUCCUUUGAUAACAUCUCAUUGCAGCAGUCAUCUCGGCCAACUAGUGCUGGCAUCCACAGCAUGUUGUUCAUUAGAACACAGGAUGUCAACAAAGAGUGAAAAGAUUGAUAAUGCUGCAGUUCCCGCAUUGCUAAGAUAAUUUAACAGGUUGUAUGAGAAAUUAGUUUUUACUGUUUGAGGAAUUAUUUUAGUUUGCCAGUCUUGUGUGUUUUAUAAAAUGAAGAUAUUAGUAGAUAAAUCUAUCAAAAAAGCUGCAAAUUGAUGUAAUUCAUUGUCUAUGCAUCUAAUAAGGUGUUUUCUAAGUAGCAGUUAAGAGACAAUAUUUGGUGUCCUUUUACUGCAAUGGAACUCUGAAGCAUUAGCAUUUGAGAAGUUCUCUGGCAUUAAUCUCAAUGUUUGUACAACUCUUGUGUUUUUUUCCCCAGAAGAUUGCUCUUUCGUUUAAAACUUAUUACUGUAGUUGUAUUUACUGGAAAGAAUUUGAGGAAGCAUUGUUUGAAGUAUGUUGGGAGCCCAGAACUGUUGAAAUGCUGCUAAAAUUUUGAUAUAUGAGCUUUCUUGGUACUCCAUUGUCAUCCUUUUUCAUUGGUCAUUCACUCUAAAUUUAUAAUAAAAGAAUAAAUUGCCUUCA
Messenger RNA from Pantherophis guttatus, 6007 nucleotides. It is a transcript of the gene SLC20A2, whose product is annotated as solute carrier family 20 member 2. The record is from RefSeq and is a predicted model, not a curated record. Lineage: Eukaryota; Metazoa; Chordata; Lepidosauria; Squamata; Colubridae. Gene Ontology annotation, cellular component: membrane. Gene Ontology annotation, molecular function: phosphate transmembrane transporter activity. Gene Ontology annotation, biological process: phosphate ion transmembrane transport.